Molecule: messenger RNA, 1620 nt
Organism: Lotus japonicus
Lineage: Eukaryota; Viridiplantae; Streptophyta; Magnoliopsida; Fabales; Fabaceae
Product: WRKY transcription factor 72A-like
Exons: 4
Coding region: 66-1358 (430 amino acids)
Biological process (GO): regulation of DNA-templated transcription
Molecular function (GO): sequence-specific DNA binding; DNA-binding transcription factor activity
Source: RefSeq, a predicted model, not a curated record
UUUGUGGCGAAUAGAAAGUGGUAUGUAUAGGAAGCUCUUUUCCUGAAGAUCAUCCACACAUAGUUAUGGAAGAUCAUCAUAACUUCUUGGAUUCUAAUAGUGAUGAAGAGAUUAGUAGCAAGGAACAAAAGCUUGAAGCAGCUAAAGGGGAUAUUGGAGAAGCUAGAGAAGAAAGCGAGAAGUUGAAGUUCUUAUUAGCAACUAACCAUAACCAUGAAGAAAGUGAACUUGUGACCCUUUCUCUUGGGAUUUCAUCCCAAGGUAAGCCUACUAGUAAGGAUGAGAAAAAGGAUAGUAAUAGAACUCAAAAGAGGGAAAAUGAGGAUGUGGAUAUAGGACUUGCACUUGGAUUAGAUGUCAGAUUUGACCCUGCACCUGAAACUGAAGCUGCAAUUAGUAAUUUCAGCCAAGAAAGUAGUAGCACUAAUGAGAAAGGGAAGGAAGAAGAACCAGCUGAGAUGUGGCCACCCAGUAAAGUUUUGAAGACAAUGAGAACUGGGGAUAAAAGUACUGAAGCUAAUCCUCAACAUGCUCAUCAGCUCAAGAAGACUAGGGUUUCUAUCAGAGCCAGAUGUGACUCUCCAACGGUAAUGAAUGAUGGGUGCCAAUGGAGAAAAUAUGGACAAAAAAUAGCAAAAGGAAAUCCAUGUCCCCGUGCUUACUAUCGAUGCACUGUCUCUCCAACUUGUCCUGUGAGAAAACAGGUGCAGAGAUGUGCUGAAGAUAUGUCCAUAUUGAUUACCACCUAUGAAGGAGUCCACAAUCACCCACUUCCUCUUUCAGCUACUGCUAUGGCCUCCACAACUUGUGCAGCUGCUUCCAUGCUUCAGUGUCCUUCAUCAUUCAGUUCACAUUCACAACAAGGACUAGAAAGCAAAUAUUCAGAUAUAGCACACAUUAUCAAUAGUUCUUGUGCUGAUGCUUACUGUUACAGUACUACCCCUAAUGCUCUAAACUUCUCUACAUGCCAAAUUUCAAGACCAAAUAAUCAAUUCCACUUCCCCAACUCUUCUAUUUCAAUCUUAAAUUCUCACCCCACAAUCACUCUAGACCUUGCAGCUGCAUCAUCAUCAACUUCCUCUCAUUCUGGAAAAUUUUCUCAAAUACCAAAAUAUUCUUCAACAAAUCUUAAUUUUUCCUCUGGUUUCUCUCCUCUACAAUAUAGCAUCCCACAAUCCCCAUGGAGCAGUUAUAGUAGUGGUAAUUAUUUCAAAUCUGAAGGAACACUAGCACAAAAUAGAAACCAGGGUGGUUACUUGCAUAUGUCUUCCUAUGCUCUUAGGUACUCUCAACAAGGAAACUCGGUCUUAUUUCCACCACCACCACCUUCUAAGAAUAUAUCAUCUAAUAGAAGGUAACCAGCUAUUGUAGCUAUCAAUGACAGGGAAACAACUAAUCAUUAUUUCAAAUGAUAUAUUCAUCAAGAGCAUCACUGAAUGAUUUCUUCUACAAAAGAAUAUGUAUGAAAAUUUCAUUUGCCAGUUUCCAAGGUUUUGUUUUAGCAGUACAAGGAAUGAGGGGCAUUAUUGAGCAGCCUUGAUCACAAUGGUUUUCACUCACAAUUUCCCAAAUUGCAGUGGGAAUGUAAUGCCCAUUCAGAUUUUGUGUUUUCACUUUUCA